UCUGCUAUCAGUUCAAUGACGUCACGACUAUGGUCUCUUGCCCAGAAACAAGACGUAGCAGACAUACCACUGACAAAGCAAUUAGCAGAAAACUUAGCUUCAUGUCUUAAUAGCGUGUUGAAGGCAGCAGCAGUGAUUGCAUCAGAAAACUUCAAAUCAAGUUUUCAACAACUGGGUAAACUACUGGUGAAGAUUUCAAUGAAGACCCUCGAGAAAGUUGCAGACUCAGUGUUGGCCUUGACAGUACCUGAUGAAAGAACGAUAUCAUUCAUGGCAGGACAACUAUUCAUGACACUCGGAAGAUAUAGCCUCCAAAGACUUUCAGGACUGGAAAUAAAAGCAGGAAAAGACCGGUUUAUCUUACCGUCUAAAAGCCAAUUGUUACUCUCUGGAGUAAACAAAACAGGUUUUGUAAAUGUUCAGAUGCUCUCAUUUUCUUUCAAUCCUUACACUUGGGACGCCACAAAGGAGCGAGUUGGCUCUGAUGUUGUAACCCUGCUCUUGAAAAACAACGAUAGCGAGCUUAUUAAAGUAUCAAAUCUCACGGAAGACAUUGUUAUCGUCACGCCUUUAAAACUUCAGAAAAUCUCUGCUUCAGAAAAGUCAUGGUAUUUCACAAAGAACGAUGAUCUACGUUUCCACGAGAUAAACGUCAAGUAUGAAAACACCCUGCUGAUGCUGGAAAUCAAACCUCAAGAUCCAACCGUACAUCUGUUUGUCUAUAUGCGUUUUAGUCAGCGACCGACAACUCAAAACUACGACUUCAAUGCUACUAUCUCUUAUGACAAAAAGUGUGUCUGGAUGAUAAGUGCUCAGAACAAAAGUGAAGGGCAAACAGUUUGCUCCUUGAAUCCACAUACACCGAUACAAGUUCUGGCUGAGCGUCCCGGGAAGUACUUUCUCGGCUUAAAAAAUUACAAUGCCACAGUGAACUUAUCUCAUAAAAGGGAGAAAAGAUCUUGUCUUGGUGGAAGGCGAAGGAAGCGCUCCUGCGUCGAAGUCAAAGAUCCACCACCCACCCCACCCCAGAGUGAAAAUGUCCCUGUGAUGCCAGUUUAUGAUUCCACAACAGACCAGAACUACACUCUGAAGGUGACCUUGGGUAGUUGUGUUUACUGGUCAGAAAAUUUUGACAAGUGGAUAUCAUCUGGCUGUCGGGUUUUAGCAGAAUUAAAUGGAUUUUUAAACUGUAGCUGUAGCCAUUUGACAUCAUUUGGGGGAAGUCUCUUAGUCGAACCGAAUCCUAUUGACUUCGACAAGGUUCUAGUCGAGUUUCAGCAGUUAUCAGAAACUGGAAAUAUUGCAGUAAUCGUGGCUAUUGCGGUGGUUUUAUUGUGUUAUAUGACUGUGCUUGUUGUCGUAAGGAAAUUCGACAAGGAAGACGCGAAAAAUAGGGAAUUACCGAUCCAACUUCCAUCAUCUUCAAGCAGCACCUAUGAAUACGUUAUAGUGAUUACCACAGGGGCUUGGAAAAACUCCAGCACGACUGCUCAUGUUGCUUUGGAGAUUUACGGUUCUGAUGGAAAGAGUGGCGUUCUUCAGCUUAGCCAAGAAGAGCCUGAUGUAGUUAAUACGUUAUUCUCUCGAGGUAACUCAGAUGUUUUUGUACUUUAUGUUGACAAAUCACUUGGUUCGAUUCAAGAAUUACAGAUUGGACAUGAUAAUUUUGGAGAUAAUCCCUCGUGGUACCUGGAGGAAAUUGUCAUUCGGGACGUACAAUCCAAGCAGUCGUGGAAAUUCAUGGCCAAUCAGUGGUUUGCUCUUGAGCGCGGAGACGGGCGCAUCGAGCGAAUAAUCGACAAGAACUCAAAUCAUCUGGAUUUUGGCGAUGAAGUUGCAAGACGUUGGCGAAGAGGCCUCGCGGAGUGGCACAUUUGGAUUUCAGUGGCAGCCAAGCUAAGAAAAAGCCACUUUACAAGAGUGCAGCGGCUUUCUUGCUGCCUUUCAGUACUUUUGACAUCCAUGUUUGCUAACGCGAUGUUCUAUAAGUUAGAAGGCAAAUAUGAACAGCCUAUCCAAGUCGGACCGCUGAAAAUGUCGUGGAGACAAGUGGUGACUGGAAUUGAAAGCGCGCUCCUUGUGACGCCCAUAAACAUUGUCAUAGUGUUUCUGUUUCAGAAAGGAGCUGAAAAGUCUGCGAAGAACAGUGACCAUUGUCUCAAAGGUACCCUGAUCUGUGGUGUCGCUUGGUGUUUGUUAUGUUUUUCUUGUACUGUUUCGGCUGCGUUUUCAAUUUCCUACAGUCUAAUUUGGGAAAAGAGUGUCAGUGAGCAGUGGCUGUCUUCGAUGUUUAUUUCAUUCGCACAGGAUGUAACAAUCAAGGAACCAGUAAAAGUGUUCUUCACAGCUUUAACAUUCGCGGCCAUUUUAAAGAUAAAGGCGAAGAGAUCAAAAGUACACGCCUGCGGAAGCCCUCCGCAGGAAGUUAAAACUGGGUACUAUAAGAAACACUUUUGGGCUCUGCAAUUAUCAGAGGUGGAAGAGAUGAGGAGACGACAAGUUAAGAAACAGAACCUGGCACGUUAUUUCACAGAGUUGGGUUUAUACUUGGUCUUCGCUUUCUUGCUUAUGGCAGUGUGUUAUGGAAACAGAAAUGACCAUCGUUACUUCAUGACGAAAUCAAUCCGAGAUGGACUACCAAACUUUGACAAGGUGAGUAGACAUUAUUUCUGGAACUGGUUACAGCGUGUUUUCAUCCCGGGAGUGUUUUCUGGCAGAUGGUAUAACGGUCGAAACGAAGAGCAAACAAUCUAUAUUGGUAAUAAACACUCUCUUCUUGUCGGAAUGGCUCGAGUACGGCAACUUAGAGUGAAAGCCGCGCAAUGCAAAGUCCUAAAUUAUAUGGAAACAUCGUUCCAAGAAUGUUUCAAGGGAUACUCUACAGAGAACGAAGACAAGACCGCCUACAGCAAACCUGGCUGGAGGCCUGUCGACAAUGCUUCGAGGAAUGACGAGUUAUUACUACUUUGCCCGCAGCCAUGGCGAUAUCAACAUGCCAAGAAAACCAACACUACACCCAGGUGGGGACAGUUCUCCUUUUAUGAUGGAGGAGGAUUUGUAGCAGACCUCGGGUAUGAUAGCCAUACGGGAUUCAGCAUAAUAACAAGUUUACAGAUCAAAGGUUGGCUUGACAGAAAAACGAGAGUUGUCCUGGCAGAGUUUUCUACAUUCAAUCCGUCGGUGAAUAUUUUAGGUGUUGCCACAUACUUCUAUGAAGUUGAUGCUUCUGGACUGAUAGCAGCCUCCAUGCAAACUCGUGUCCUUUCACUUGAUUCUACGGGCACACCCUCGCAUCAGUUUUAUUUGAUUUGCUUGUUUCUGUACAUUGUAUUUGUUUUACUGUAUUUUGUUAGAGAAAUUUUCAGGCUUUACAAUCAUCGUUUUCGAUAUUUCAAGCUCAUGUGGAAUUGGAUCGAGAUAUUCCAAAUUGUCUUCUCUUUAAUUGCCGUGGUGAUGUACAUAAUACGACAAAGUAAAGUCAUGUCAACCAUGGGCAAACUGCAUAGAAACAUUUACGAAAAUCUAAGUUUCCAAGAAGCUAUCACUUGCCAAGAAGUGGAAAAUGUCGUAAUUGGAAUUCUU
Messenger RNA from Pocillopora verrucosa, 3582 nucleotides. The record is from RefSeq and is a predicted model, not a curated record. Lineage: Eukaryota; Metazoa; Cnidaria; Anthozoa; Scleractinia; Pocilloporidae.